Messenger RNA from Vanessa atalanta (red admiral), 6775 nucleotides. Its product is annotated as multidrug resistance protein homolog 49-like. Gene Ontology annotation, biological process: transmembrane transport. Gene Ontology annotation, cellular component: membrane. The transcript has 24 exons. Lineage: Eukaryota; Metazoa; Arthropoda; Insecta; Lepidoptera; Nymphalidae. The coding region runs from base 218 to 4234 and encodes 1338 amino acids. Gene Ontology annotation, molecular function: ABC-type transporter activity; ATP binding; ATP hydrolysis activity. The record is from RefSeq and is a predicted model, not a curated record.
CAGUAUGCUGCCAACAUCUGCGCAGGGUUGACGUCCUGUGCCCGUCGCCAUAUUGCUUCGUUUUUCCCGCGUUUCCAUCAUUUUCAUCAGCUUCAAGUUUAGAAAUAAUUAGUGUCCUUAUGAAGGAAGUAAAUUUAUAUCUUCUUUGGGAGCUGACAAAUAAUAGGUACUUUCAGGAUAACAAUUUUUACAGAAUACUAGAACGGUUAACCCGAGAAUGAAACGCAAUGAGUCGUCUAGAAGCGUCACGUCAAGGUACUCGGGUCGCCGAGGCUCGCAGCGGCCGGCGCUGACCCUCAGCUUCCGCCAGAAUUCGCUUACCAUCAGCUCGCUUGCUCAACAGUCUGCAUUUCUAACAGAAAGAGCGCUUAAGGAAGAAGGAGCGGAUCCUAAUAGUCAAACAGACGCAGUUUCUUGGUUUAGUCUAUUUAGAUUUGCUAAGCCAUGGGAGUUCGUUCUGCUAUUCCUGGGUGUGAUAUUCGCCUCGCUGAACGGUCUCUUCGUGCCCGUCGGCGUCAUCAUCUACGGCGAAUUCACAUCGCUGCUUAUAGACCGGACCGUUAUGAAUGGAACUUCAACGCCAACGCUCACUAUUGCGUGGUUUGGCGGGGGCAGGAUACUUACAAACGCAAGCCGAGAAGAGAAUCGUCAAGCCCUGAUCGAAGACUCGCAGGCGUUUGGCAUCGGUUGCACGGUGUUCUCCGUGCUGCAGUUCCUUGUGGGGGUCAUCAGUGUCGAUCUUUUUAAUUAUGCCGCACUUAAACAGAUCGACAGAGUAAAAGAAAAAUUUUUACAAGCCGUACUGCGUCAGGAUAUCACGUGGUAUGACCUGAACACUUCGAUGAAUUUCGCAACUAAAGUUUCAGAUGACGUGGAAAAAUAUCGCGAAGGGAUCGGUGAGAAGAUACCGAUGCUGAUCUAUCUCGUGAUGUCGUUUGUUACCGCGGUCAUCAUAUCGUGCGUCUACGGCUGGGAGCUGACGCUCGUCAUUCUCUCCUGUGCGCCGAUCAUUAUCGCCACUACGGCUAUCGUGGCUAAGGUUCAAUCGUCGUUGACGUCACAAGAACUGAAGGCGUACAGCGUCGCCGGCGUCAUCGCGGAGGAAGUUCUCUCUUCCAUCCGAACCGUGGUCGCCUUUGGGGGGGAAGAAAAAGAGAUUGAUAGAUAUCAAAAACGUCUCGAUCCAGCUAAGAAAACCGGUGUAAAAAAGGGGGUGUAUUCGGGUAUAGGUAGUGGUUUUAUGUGGCUUAUUAUCUACGCUACAUACGCGUUGGCCUUUUGGUACGGUGUGGGUUUGAUCUUGGAUAGCCGGCACGAAGAAGAACCGGUGUACACUCCAGCUGUUCUGAUGAUUAUCUUCUUCAGCGUCCUCCAAGGCGCGCAGAACGUGGGGCUGACGGCGCCGCACCUCGAGGCCAUCGCGAGCGCGCGCGCGUCGGCCGGCGCGAUCUUCGCCGUGCUCGAUCGGAAGCCCACUAUAGACAGCUUGUCGACUGAAGGCAGUAAACCUGUACUGGAGGGUGAUAUGGAGCUCAAGAACGUGUAUUUUAGAUAUCCAGCUCGACCUGACGUUCAGGUCUUAAACGGACUCAGUCUGAAGAUAAAUCGUAACGAGACGGUAGCACUUGUCGGUGCGAGUGGCAGCGGCAAGUCCACAGUACUGCAGCUCUUGCAAAGGAUGUAUGAUCCAGACUUGGGAUCCGUGACCGCAUCGGACAAUGACCUCAGAGAUAUCAAUGUGCGACACUACCGGGGUCACAUCGCAGUCGUUGGCCAGGAACCUGUUCUUUUUGCUGGAUCUAUUAAGGAGAAUAUACGUAUGAGCAAUCCUACCUGCACGGACGAAGAAAUCGUUAUAGCAUCAAAGCAAGCAUACUGUCAUGGCUUCAUCAGACAUUUACCUAAUGGAUAUGAUACCAUGAUUGGAGAAAGAGGCGCUCAACUAUCUGGUGGACAGAAACAGCGAAUCGCAAUAGCUAGAGCGUUGGUCCGGAAACCGAAAAUUCUCAUCCUCGACGAGGCCACUUCAGCUCUUGACUCGCAGAGUGAGGCAAAGGUUCAGAGAGCUUUAGAUGCAGCUGCGUAUGGAAGAACCACCAUCAUGGUCAGCCACAGAUUAGCAACGGUGCUAAAUGCGAAUCGGAUCGUUUUCAUUGAAAAGGGUGAAGUAGUAGAAGAAGGUACUCAUGAAGAACUUUUAAGUCUAAGAGGUCGAUACUAUCAAUUGGUACUGGAGAACGAGCCAAGCAUCGCACCUGAUGGAAACACGGGUGCCCCAAAAACUAACUUUGAUCCAACCACAGAUGCCAAAAUGAGAAGAUCGAAACUUCAAAAGAUGGUUUCCCUCGAUUCGAUGAAGAGUAAUUCAAUGGAGGAAGAGGAUUCAGGUUCUGAGGACAGCGUAGUUCUCGACGAAAAGGAGGAAAAAGAAUUCGAGCCGACAACAUGGCAAAUCUUGAAAUUAUGUGAACCGGAAAAACAUCUUAUGGCCAUAGGAAUUAUAGCGGCUAUUGCUGUGGGAUCUUCAUUUCCGUGUUUUGCUAUCCUCUUCGGUGAAACAUAUGGUUUAUUAGAAAGUAAGGAUGAAGACUAUGUUCGUGGUGGUACCAACAUCAUUGCCAUACUUUUCUUACUAGUAGGAGUGUACACUGGCAUCGGUAUUUUCUUCCAAAUCUUUGUUUUCAACAUCACAGGCGUGAGGCUCACGGCUAGACUGAGGGUAGCUGCAUUUCGAGCGAUGCUGCAACAGGAGAUUGGUUGGUUCGACAACCCUCUGAACGGCGUCGGAGCGCUCUGUGCGAGGCUCGCCUCUGACGCUGCAGCAGUACAAGGUGCCACUGGUACCCGAAUUGGUGCGCUCAUGCAAGCAUCAGCCACCAUCCUCAUCGGUAUUAUGGUGUCCAUGUACUACACAUGGCGCAUGACGCUAGUGUCCUUGAUAUCAGUGCCGAUGGUCAUAAUUGCGGUCGUGUUGGAAGGCCGAGUGCUAGCCGAGGGCAUCGCAACAAUACGAGAAGCAUCAAACAAAGCGACGACGAUAGCUACGGAGGCUAUCACCAAUAUUAGGACAGUGUCUGCGUUUUGCGGCGAGGAGGGCGCGCUGGCGCGGUACCGCGCGGCGGGCGGCGGCGCGCGGCGGGCGGCGCGCAGCAGCCUGCGCUGGCGCGGCGCCGUGUUCGCCUUCGGGCAGACGGCGCCCGUGGCGGGCUACGCGCUGUCGCUGUGGUACGGCGGCGUGCUGGUGGCCGACCAGCAGGUGCCCUACAAGGACGUCAUCAAAGUGUCAGAAGCGCUGAUAUUCGGCGCGUGGAUGAUGGGGCAGGCGCUGGCGUUCGCGCCGAACUUCGGCGCCGCCGUGCUGGCGGCCGGGCGCGUCAUGACGCUGCUCGCGCGCCGCCCGCUCGUCGAGAGCACGCACGCGCCCUCCGUGCCCGACGCCUACGUAGCAGAUGGCAAAAUCCAUUACAAGAACAUAAAUUUCCGCUACCCGACGCGGCGCGAGGUGCAAGUCCUGCGCGGCCUCUCCCUGCUCAUUCCGUGUGGGAAGCGCGUGGCGCUCGUCGGGCCCAGCGGCUGCGGGAAGUCUACCCUCAUACAGCUCCUGCAAAGAUUAUACGACCCGGACGACGGUCAUGUGUAUUUAGACGACCACAGUAUCGUCGGCGACAUGCGGCUGACGACCCUCCGUCGCAACCUCAGCAUCGUGUCGCAGGAGCCGGUGCUGUUCGACCGCACCAUCGCCGAGAACAUCGCCUACGGAGACAACACCAGGAACGUUCCGAUUGAGGAGAUCGUCAUCGCCGCGAAGGCCGCCAACGUGCACUCGUUCAUCGCCGCCUUGCCCGAUGGCUACUCGACGCGCAUCGGGCAGCGCGCGUCGCAGCUGUCGGGCGGGCAGAAGCAGCGCAUCGCCAUCGCGCGCGCGCUCGUGCGCGACCCGCGCGUGCUGCUGCUGGACGAGGCCACCUCCGCGCUCGACACGCACAGCGAGCGGGUGGUCCAAGAAGCCUUGGACAGAGCGAGUGAAGGCAGGACAUGCCUCAUUAUCGCCCAUCGCCUCGCGACCAUACAGAACGCAGACGUCAUCUGCGUCAUAGACCAGGGUGUGGUCGCGGAAAUGGGCACCCACAAGGAACUUAUCGCUCUGAAGAAAAUAUAUGCAAGAUUAUACGAGUUACAAUGCGGCUUCGUUGAGGAGAGUGAGGAAAAUUUGGAAAACGAAGAAAAUGCUUAAGCUUACACACCAAAUGAACUCCUUAAUGCUGACUUAAACUAUAACAAAAGAUAAACUUCGCUGCGGACUAAUUGUCAAACAAAUCAACCAUUGUAUUCAAACUAAACCUUCUGAACUAAAUAAUUUGACUUUAAUCUGAACGAUCAAGCUGAACUAGCAAGCGAUGAUGCAAUAGGGCACUGAAAGUCGUGUUUAGUCAAUUAAUUUAACUGAAUUCGCCGAGCGUUUUGCAAACUUAAGGAGAGGUAAGUUAUACAUUUGAAUUGUGUACGACAGAAUAUAUUGAAUAACCUGCUAUUACCCGCCCUCUUUGCUGGGUAGUAAAUUAAAAAAAAAAGUGUCACAAUCGACGAAAUGCAACGGACAUUAAUUUAAUCUAGGGACGAUUCAACGUCGAUUGAUCAUAGCCUGAUAACAAUUUUAUUUUAUAUAUUUAUUUUACAUAUAAAUAAAGUAUACUUUAUAUAUGUAUACUUUGUAUAUUGUGGCUGGUGUUUGACAAUUAAUCUGCCGGUUUGAUUGUAAUGCCUCUAUUAAGUAAGUAAGAUUGGAUUUAGAAGAGGACGAUGAUAAAGUUACUGCCUUCAAAAUCAUGAGAUUUUGAUAUUUUUAUUGAAAAAGUCAAUAAUUAUAUUUAUCAAUAUUAAUUCUUGCACUGUAAAUAAGAAAAUAAUAAGCUUACUUUUAAAAAGUGCAACAUUCAAAUUAAAUGCUGGCAGACUUUAAAGUGACCUUUGCCUCAAUUUUAAAAUAUGUAAAUAACGUUCUGAAAUUAGUUUUUUAAAUAUGGAACCUUCUUCGUUGCUUCAUGUCAUCCAUUUUUAAUUUUAGGCAUGUAUGUACCUAAGUGUAAAACAAUAUUGUAAAAAGUUAUUCGAAUAAAUAAAAUAAGUUAGUCGAAUAAUUAAAAUAAAAUAAAUUGUUAUAAGUGUAUAGUGUAGUUAGACUUCAAUAAUUACGUGAUUUGUUUUUCUAGUCACUUUCUUAAUAUUAGUAAUUAUUUAGCUCUUAGAAAACAUUUUAAUAUAAUAAAUAUAAAUUUUAUUGAUUUACCAAAAUUUUAACAAUAAUUUCGUUCAAUUAAUUGGCGUGACAAACAUAAUGUACAAAAAUUGCCUUAAAAUAUAUAUUGUAAGAAAUAAUCCUCUAAAAUUCCGUUGCUUAUCUGUGUAUUGUAUAAUACUAACUAUGCAUACCAGUGUUGCAGAACUAUCGAUAGUAUCGAUAGCUCUCUGUAAGCAAUACUAUUGGUAGCAGCUAUACUAUUGAUACUAUCGAUAGUAUCGAUAGUUUAGGUUAAAAGUAAUACUAUCGAUAGUAUUGCUCAUGGGGAGCUAUUGAUACUAUCGGUACAAUCGAUACUAUAUUCUAUCGAUAUACUAUUGAUACGUGACAAUACUAUCGAUAGACUAUCGAUACUAUCGAUACGUAACAAUACUAUCGAUAGACUAUCUAUACUAUCUCCUUACUAUCGAUAGUGGGCUAUCGAUAUGCAACACUAAUGCAUACAUUUUAUAUAAAUCCAUAUAUUUACAAAUAACUUAUUUUAAAAUGUUUAUAUCGUUGAAAAAAAUGUUAUUAAGUUCUUAAAUAAUAAUUUAAGGUUUAUAGGUAGCUCACAUGAUUUACUUACAACUCUAAUAAACUUCUAUAGUUAAUACUAAACAUUCCCUCCAACAUUUCUCGAACCUACAAUCCUUCACAUUCCUUUAGUAAAAGACGUUACCCUUAAGUGAAAUUUAAAAGACAUUAAUUUAAAAAGUAUUUUUUGUAUUAUAUCCAAAGAAAUGUCACGAUCGUGUGUGAUUAAAAAAUGCAAAUUUUUGUCGUUACUUUGUUGAUCAACAUUUAACCUUAAAGCCCAGAAUAAAUUCCAUUUUCCCGCUUUUAUGAUUAGGUACAAUGUUAUUACCUCCACAUUUACGCGCGAUCGCGAAACAUGAGAGUAAAUGUAGAACAAGAACAGAUUCACGUAGUCUUCGCGGCUCCUGCACGUCAAUCGCAUCCUUUUCCCAUAUUUUUGUCAGUUUUUUUUGCUCUGUGAGUAAGGACGCACAAACAUUAAAUAUAUUAAUGUGUCUUUCUGAACAAUACACUAGAACUUUUGGGAGAACAGAACAGUGCAGGACCGGAUUUAGAAGUCUGGCCCGGGGCCACAAAGGAGUGGAGGCCAAAGGCAACAGGAGUCUAGUUAUUUGUAAUUCAAAUUAGUUUGUAAAAUAAUAAUUAGUCUCUAAUUCUUAUUUUACAAACUAAUUUGAACAAUUUCCUUUCUAUCAGUAAAGAUUGUCAAAAAUGUAUUUACUCUUUGUAUCAGUACCUAUCAUUUAAAACGGUAAUUAGUAAUAUUAUUAUAAUUUGAUUAAAUCCAAAUACCUAAACAUUAUAUUAAAUUAAAAGUGUUAAAUCGUCGGAACCUCUAUUGUGGUGGCAACUCUCUUGUGGAGGUCCCACAGCCCUGCCUUAAAUCCGGCCCUGGAACUGUGUGUAGCGUGAUUCGAGCCGGGAAUGUCCUUUAGAACUUAUAUCUGAAGUUUUAAA